GGCAAGAGGCACGGCUUAAACUCUCAAAUAUGGUACAGUCGAUACGAGUGAAACUUUGAAACAGAAACUAAACGAUGUUCUGUUCUGGCAAAUAACCUCAGGAUGAUGGACUAAGGAAUCUUGCGCUUUAAUGUCGAAGAGAAACGUCUAGAUGAAGUUGUCGGAGAUGGUGUCAACGUUACCACCUGUGUGGGUUGUUUGUAGGUAACUGGAUGUGGACGUGCAGUGGACCCAUGCUGAUGAUCAGCGUUUUGUCAGGGCAUGUAUUAUGCAAUGACAAUCCACGCAUUUUUCUUCUUGCUAUGCGCUGUAGGAUUCUGCAAAGCCCUGCGUAAUUGCGAAGCAAAUCCCAGCCAUGGCAAGUAUGUACAAGUGGGCGCAAAUUUCAACAUAUCUUGCAUCAUUCAAGAUUGCGAUGAUAUUCGUGUUUACCUUGAUACCAAUGCCGAACAACAUCGCCAGCCAGUGUGCAAGACAACAGUAAGGCAUGAGGUUUUGGGAAUAAUGAGGAAUCACACAUAUACUUGCAAAUGUACGAAGACGAAGAGGCAAGGGGCAAUUCUGUUGUGUGGCGUUGAAAUAAUUGUUGGGUACUUACCUGAGGUCCCUCAAAAUUUGACCUGUGAGCAGAACGGAGAAUUAGGAAAUGUCACCUGCACUUGGAAACCAGGAAAGGAAACCGGCCUGCAGACAACAUCAGAGUUUAGUGUCAGGACUACAUCUGACAACAGCCCUGACGUCAUCUUCACUGAUGAGCACUCAGCAACGUUCCAUCCCGGUAAUGAGUCUCGGUUCUUUGUCAGUGUAUGGGAAUCCAACAGACUGGGACACGGUGCUGCUCGUGAGAUGAACGUCACUCUCAGUCACAUAGUGAGACCCACUCCUACGGCUCUGGCUCACAGAGAAUGUCCCUCCCGCCCGGGCAAAGCCCUGUCUAAUUGCGAAGCAAAUCCCAGCCUUGGCAAGUAUGUACAAGUGGGCGCAAAUUUCAACAUAUCUUGCAUCAUUCAAGAUUGCGAUGAUAUUCAUGUUUUCCUUGAUACCAAUGACGAACAACAUCGCCAGCCAGUGUGCAAGACAACAGUAAGGCAUGAGGUUUUGGGAAUAAUGAGGAAUGGCACAUAUACUUGCAAAUGUACGAAGACGAAGAGGCAAGGGGCAAUUCUGAUGUGUGGCGUUGAUAUAGUUGUUGGGUACUUACCUGAGGUCCCUCAAAAUUUGACAUGUGAGCAGAACGGAGAAUUAGGAAAUGUCACCUGCACUUGGAAACCAGGAAAGGAAACCGGCCUGCAGACAACAUCAAAUUUUAGUGUCAGGACUACAUCUGACAACAGCCCUGUCGUCAUCUUCACUGAUGAGCACUCAGCCACGUUCCAUCCCGGUAAUGAGUCUCAGUUCUUUGUCAGUGUGUGGGAACACAACAGAGUGGGAAACGGUACUGCUCGUGAGAUGAACGUCACUCUCAGUCACAUAGUGAGACCCCCUCCUCCGGUUCUGGCUCAGAUAGAAUGUUCCUCCCGCCUUUGCCACCUCCACAUGACCAGCGUGGGCUGCUGUCACAUGCUCGAGGUUCAACACAGAAGGGAAGAUGGGCACCACUGGUCCACACAGCUAUUCAAUCGCACAACGUCAAACCACAAAUGGAACAUCUCCAUCUCGUUGGAGCCCUUUGUGUUGUACCAUUUCCGUGCCAAAUUGAAGUCAAGACCACACAUGGGUUUGUGGAGCCACUGGAGCAGUUUCAACCAACGGACUGAAGAAGAAGCACCAAUUAAAAAGCUGGAUAUUUGGUACAUAAAAGAAUCACCCUGGAUAAUCUUACUUUGGAAGGAACUGAAUCCGACAGAAGCCAGGGGAAAAAUCCUUGGAUACACAGUAUUAGCUAACAACACUACAACAAAGAAGACCACAGACUGGAACGUAACAAACACGUUCACAAAUGUUACUGAUCGGCUGUGCUCUCAGUGCGUCAUCACCAUCUCAGCCUUCAACUCCAGAGGCUCUUCUCCACCUGCUAAUAUAACCAUACGUGAAAAAGCACAACUACCUCAGAAGGUGUCCCAUGUAGCUCAGAGUGAUGGCAGCAUCGCCAUCUCUUGGCUGAAUCCUGCCACUGCAGCGGCGGGGGCAGUGACUAGCUACCUUGUGGAGUGGUGCCUUGUUGGCUGUCUCUAUGAGCAACUCGAGUGGCAAAGACUGAACAGAGAACAACUGAGUAUCAAUAUCACAGGUCUUCUGCCACACGAGUGUUAUAAAAUCAGAGUCUAUGCUUUAUUCAAAGACGGAAGAGGAAAGGCAGAAUUUGACAUUUCUCAUCAGCCAAAGGUUCCAGAGAAAGGACCUGAUCUUACUCGUAUUCAGUCACUGGUCACAGUGGAAAAUACCAUGCUGGUGACGUGGAUGCCAGUCUCAAGACAACAGUUGAGAGGUUGCUUGACUAAGUACACCAUGUAUGUUGAAGGACCAAAGGGAAUUGAAGUCCAAUAUGAUGUGUUGCCAGAGCUCAUGUCUAGAAACCUCAGUGUGUCUGAUCUCGCGGAUGGCCAGAAGUACAGUGUAUUUAUGACUGCUUGGACCGAAGCUGGAGAGAGUCCACGUGGAGACCCCCAUUUCUUCACCAAUCACAAAAAUAAACCUUCACGUCUGGUCUUUUGGAUCCAGGUAGUCAGCUGCAGUAUCGUGCCCUUUCUUGUGGUUCUCAUGUGCCUGUGUCAUAUCUUCUCACUUCGCCAAAGAUUUUUGCGAUGCUGUCACCUCCUUCCGGACAUGGUUCCAGAUCCAGCCAACAGUAAAUGGGCUAAAGAGUGUUCCGGUGAAAAGGGUGAGAUGAAGUUGAACCUGUAUCUGAGUGACUCCAGUGUGAGUGAGGAUGAACCGGACACCGUGGAGGUGCAGGAGAUGCCCAGCGACAGCCCGAUUCCCGGUGCGCUGCUGGGCCUCGACAGCAUCGCAAGCGAUCUGCGGCAGGGGCAGGAUGUGCGCUUCUCCUUCAGCCUCAAGUCCCCUCCUAGUACCUACCUGAAGAGCUUCUCGCACGAGUCGUAUCAGACCCAAGAGUCUCAGAACACAGAGGCGACUGUGGACUACAUUUCCACACAAGGGAUGAUGAGUGGCGAGAGUGAUGGAGAGGAGCAGCAAGAGGAAGAGGAGGAGGACGUGUGUACAGAUGGACCAAGGUUCCUUCCCUGUCCGCUCUUUGACCCUAAGGUUUCCAUCGGGGGCAAGCUUACUUUGGACUCUGUGAAAAUUGACUGUAGCGAUUUCUUGGAUGAACCGUUUUUUAUGCAUUGCUGAACACCUGACAUCUGGGAAUACUCCAGUAGCCUUAACAAACAUUACGCUGAUGAUGCUUAUCAAGAAAGCUACAAUAGCAAUGGACAACUGAAAUUGUUGCCAAUUUCCUGUGGACAAGCCCAUGAUUUUGAAGCUUUCUGCAUGCAAGAUUCAAACAUUUUCACUGCCAAUUUUGUUAAAUUGGUUAGAUUGUGUGGACAGAGCAUGUGUGUAGGUCUGUAUAAAUCCAGCUUUGCACUGACCAAUGAGUCUGCCACGGUCCCUAACCCUAGCCACUGCCACGCUCUGUUUUUUGUUGUUGUUGUGGUUGUUGUUAUUAAUUACAGAUGAUAAAGAUGUACAUUUAUUUGCCAUUUGGUUGGAUAAGAGCACUUCUACCUCGCAUUCGCUGGUAAUAAACUUUUUUUUUUUAAA
This is a messenger RNA of Sardina pilchardus (European sardine), 3708 nucleotides long. RefSeq names its product interleukin 12 receptor, beta 2a (gene il12rb2). NCBI's taxonomy places the organism in Eukaryota, Metazoa, Chordata, Actinopteri, Clupeiformes, Clupeidae. The transcript has 20 exons. Bases 262 to 3294 code for a protein of 1010 amino acids. Gene Ontology annotation, molecular function: protein binding. The record is from RefSeq and is a predicted model, not a curated record.